AUGACUGAAGUGAUAAUUAGAAUUAUGAAAGAUUUCUUAACUAAAAGAGGUCUAUCAUUAAAUGAUAAUAAGACAAAAGUAAUUGAUACAAUGAGUGAAUCAGGGAACUUUACAUUCCUUGGUGUUUCAUUCUAUAGAACUUCGACAAAGAAAGGUCUUAAAUUAGGUAACACUAAAUUAAGUAUCAAAGAUACAAUCGUAUUGAAAGAAGCCGAUCCUAAGAAAGUAAAAGAAUUUAAACUGAAAAUCAAAAACCUCAUUAGAUCAAACUUACAUCUUAAUCUUCCUUCAAUGAUAUCAUUGUUAAAUCCAAUAUUACGUGGAUGA
Ogataea angusta is the source of this 327-nucleotide messenger RNA. RefSeq lists its product as uncharacterized. The record is from RefSeq and is a predicted model, not a curated record. NCBI's taxonomy places the organism in Eukaryota, Fungi, Ascomycota, Pichiomycetes, Pichiales, Pichiaceae. The coding region runs from base 1 to 327 and encodes 108 amino acids. The transcript has a single exon.